AACAGACCUGUGCUGGGGACCCAGGGGGGGGCCCUGGCCUUGCUCUGGGGGUUCUGAGAUCUCUGAGGACCCUCUGGCUUGGUGGUGGCGGCAUCAGGGGCUUUGCCUUCUCAGUGUCCUCCCUUCCCUGACCUGCUCCAGGAUGUGGCCAUCGGACUAUGAGGAUAGUGGGUGGAAGCCCUGCGAAGGAGAAGUGGCCCUGGCAGGUGAGCCUGCGGAUCAAUGACAUACACGUGUGUGGAGGCUCCCUCAUUGCCAAUCGGUGGGUGCUGACAGCGGCCCACUGCGUAUUUGGCCACUGGGAAUACACGGUGAUGAUAGGAGACGUACACCUGACCACCACCUCCAAGAUGGCAGUCCAUGUCCCAGUGAAAGACAUUGUUAUCCACCAGAAUUAUAGAGCUUCCGUAACAAUCCAGAAUGACAUUGCGCUCGCCCUGCUCGAGUUCCCUGUGAAUUACUCCUCGCACAUCCAGCCUGUGUGCUUCCCUGAACAGGCUUUCAUGGUGCAAGCUGGUACGAAGUGCUGGGUGACUGGAUGGGGAAAAGUGAGGGAAACAGAUCCAAAAGAGGUAAUUCCAGAAAUACUUCAGGAGGCGGAGCUGAGCAUAAUUCGCUAUCAGAAGUGUAAUGAGAUACUCAAGAAAAAGACGGGAAGUUUCACUAACGUAGUCAAGGAAGGGACUGUCUGUGGUUACAGUAGCCUAGGAAAGGAUUCCUGCCAGGGUGAUUCUGGGGGCCCCCUGGUCUGUGAAUUUAAUGAGACCUGGGUCCAGGUGGGGGUUGUGAGCUGGGGCAUCGGCUGUGGUCGCAAAGAUCAUCCUGGAGUUUAUACAGAAGUUAGUUUCUACAGGGACUGGCUCAUGUAUCAGAUGACUGGGCCUUCCUCUGCAGACUCAGGAGGCCUCUUCAUCCAUCCUUUGUGUCUGGUGCUGCCCCUGGGCAUCCUGGUGACCCUGUGAUCACCACAGCACGCUCUCCUCCUGUUUCUGAGUCUCCCACGAGGCCUCUCUUCCCACCUCUGGCUCCUUCUCAGCACCCUGCCCUCACAUUCCUGUUGGGACCCGUGGAGAGCCACACAACAGAGGGCAGAAGCAAGACUGCAGUCCCCAAAGUGUCCUGGCCUGGUGCUCCAGUCCACUACCUACAACUGCUGGGAGGGAGAGGUGAAACUGCGCCAGCUCGAGGGCCAGCCGACCUGCCAGGUGGAGCAGGUGCUGCAUGGACAGCUUGGAGAACAUCUACCAAGGAAGAGACAUCAUCAGCGGUGCACACCCUUAGACCUGGGUGGUUUCAGGCUCUCAGCUGACAGUUGGUCAAACCAGUCAGCUUGGUGAUUGCCCAGAAAGAGUGAAGGAGGUGUCCCCCUGUCCCUGCCAUGGUGUGAUUUCCACAGGGCUCAGUUGUCUGGGGAUAACCUCCCUGUACCCCAAUGUGGAUCCCUCUGUGAUUGGCCAGCCUCUGCCGUGCAAGCCUUCCUGGAUUCUAACCCAGUCUUGGAACUCCCUUCCUCAGUGCCCUGGUGGCUACAUCCAGGCUCACCCCACGUGUUGAGACAAGAAGGAGCAUGGAGAUUUCUGACAUCAUUUGAAUAAACGUUUGGAGGAUG
Messenger RNA from Miniopterus natalensis, 1609 nucleotides. NCBI's taxonomy places the organism in Eukaryota, Metazoa, Chordata, Mammalia, Chiroptera, Miniopteridae. The record is from RefSeq and is a predicted model, not a curated record.